UUCACACAGAGAUCAUUCAGCAUAAAGAAGACUGAACUCAACUCACAAUGAAGAUCCUCCUCAUCUUCCUCACUUUCUACCUGAUCUCAGGUGAGAGCUUUUCUCUUUCAUCACUGCAAUGCUUUAGCGUCACGGGAUAUUCUGGAGGAAGCGUUCUUGUUGAUUCUGGGAAACUUUGGUUCCGUGCAAAUGUUAAAUGCAUGAAUAAAUUACCCGAGUGGACAAACAUAAUGAAUAAUACGAAGCAUGACAAAUGGAUCAGUGUUGGAAAAUUCACAUUGUUUCAAAAUAAUGAGGGAAACCUCACGAUCUACAUCAGAGAUUUGAAGGAGCAUGAUGCUGGAGGAUACUGGAUUGGUGUUCUUUACAAGUGGGGUAUAGAUAUGACUUUACAUGUGGAAGAAGAUUCGUGUUGUAAAGUAUCAAAGAGAGUGAUGGCGAAUAUUGGAGAAACUGCCAAUUUCAGCUGUGAAUAUUCACAGAAUCAUAUUAAUGAUCCCAAGAUCAUAUUCAAAGAAGAAAAAGACUCCAUUGAGACGAUUUACAGCAGAUGGAAGAAGAAAGAAAGAUUCAGUAUUUCUGAUGACAAACAUAAACACAUCUUCAGUGUGAGAAUCACUGCUGUGACACCAGAUGAUGGAGGAGUUUAUUUAUGUGGAGUUUGGAUCAACAGACAAUCAUACAGUUACUCCAUUAUUAACACUGUUCAUCUACAUAUUAUGAUGCCUCCAGUAGUGAGGCAUGAAGGAGAAUCUGCUGAGAUCAUCUGCCCUUAUGAUUCAAUCUAUAAAUCAAAGCCAAAGUCUCUCUGUAAGGGGAAGUGCUCCACUAGAGACAGAAAUACUCUCAGUGAGACUGUGAGAGAAGAGAAAGAGAGCAAGACUGGCAGAUUGACUCUGAAUGAUAACGUCACUGCACGUGUCUUCACUGGGACCAUCACUGGACUGACAGCAGAGGAUGCUGGGAAAUACUGGUGUGCAGUGACAUUAGAAACAGACCUCAAUUAUCUUUACACUCAUCUGAUCGUCAUCAUGAACGAGGAGCUGAACUUGACUAAGUAUGAAGGAGACGACGUGUCAAUCCAGUGCAAACAUCAUGAUGAAGAUCAGAAGAGCUUCUGCAAAGCACAUGAAGCCUCCAUGUGUGUGAAGGAUGGAGUUUCAUUGGAGAUGAUCAGAGAUGAUCGAUUCUCUUUCAGUGAUGAAGCAUCUUCUGGAGUCUUUACUGUGAACAUCACUGAUCUGAGAGAAGAGGAUUCUGGGAUAUACUGGUGUGGAGCUCACGUCAUCACUAAAGUCAUUCUAGAAGUCAACAAAAGUGUUUCUGGAAGAAUCACGAUCUCUUGCAUUUGUGUGACUCUGCUGCUGAUGGGAGCGUCUGUCCUGUUAUUAUACAAAUUAGGAUACAUCAAGACACGAGAUCAGCACGCUUCCCCAGGCAGGACGGAGAUGAGCGAUGGAGAGGCCUCUCAUGCAGCAUGUGACUAUGAGAAUAUCAGAGAUGCCAGACUGCGCUCAGUCCCGGGAACUGAGGAAACGGUGUUAUAUUCCACUGUCACGCAUCCCACAGACUCGUCUGAUCCACACGACACGCUGUAUUCUACAGUACAGUUACCCACAAGCCCCUCUGAUGGGCUCCUGUACGCUUCGGUCCAUUUCCAGAAGCAUGAAGAGUCUCUCAGUGAUGCUAACGUAACCUUCAAUAAUGAGGAGAUUUACUGUGAUUACUCCACGGUCAUUCCCCACACGUCACUCAAGUAG
Molecule: messenger RNA, 1760 nt
Organism: Sinocyclocheilus grahami
Lineage: Eukaryota; Metazoa; Chordata; Actinopteri; Cypriniformes; Cyprinidae
Product: polymeric immunoglobulin receptor-like
Exons: 8
Coding region: 48-1760 (570 amino acids)
Cellular component (GO): plasma membrane
Molecular function (GO): transmembrane signaling receptor activity
Source: RefSeq, a predicted model, not a curated record